This is a messenger RNA of Misgurnus anguillicaudatus (oriental weatherfish), 1372 nucleotides long. RefSeq names its product basic leucine zipper transcription factor, ATF-like 3 (gene batf3). Gene Ontology annotation, biological process: regulation of transcription by RNA polymerase II. Gene Ontology annotation, cellular component: nucleus. Gene Ontology annotation, molecular function: DNA-binding transcription factor activity, RNA polymerase II-specific; RNA polymerase II cis-regulatory region sequence-specific DNA binding. The record is from RefSeq and is a predicted model, not a curated record. Lineage: Eukaryota; Metazoa; Chordata; Actinopteri; Cypriniformes; Cobitidae.
CAGUAAAAUCGUCUGAUUACAAUAACGCCACAACUUAGUCCAUCUACAUUCACAGCAUCUAGUUAGACUGACAUUGACACCGAGAGCACCACGUGACUUCAAAGAACAUCCUUCGCAAGCUUUUAAAAUAAGUCGCAAAUAGGCGCUGCGCAGACCGACCGGCGUAUGACAUCAAAGUACCGCGAGAGCGGUUCGUCUCUAAUUGCUCUCGCGGUACUUUGAUAUCACCCAACGAAUGGUCUGAGCAACGGCGCAUAAAGUCGAACACACUUAAUGUGAACCAAUAAGACGAUGUUUUACAGUCCGUUAGGGCAAGUCACCUUUUAGUUUUACACGAUUGAUUUAACUUUUCGUCCAGUCUCGUGAAUGUAAUUUUACUGUAGUUUCCGUCACGGUUUGUUAGAUCUGUCAUGUCACUUUUCAAUGUGACGAGUAACUUGACUCAAAAUGAUGCUGCAUCUUUACGGAUGUGUAGAAAAAGCGAGAGCUCUGAUGAUGACGACAAAAGGUUAAAAAGAAGAGAAAAGAAUCGAGUGGCUGCGCAGAGGAGCCGGAAAAGACAAACCCAGAGAGCCGAUGAGCUUCAUGAGGAAUAUGAGUGUCUGGAACAAGAGAACAGCUUGCUAAAGAAGGAAGUUCAGUUGUUGAUUGAGGAACAGCAACAUUUGACAGAAGCCCUCAAAGCCCAUGAGCCCCUGUGCCCUGUCUUGAACUGUGGUACGGCCUCAACAACAAGGUGCCCAGUGCCAUCUGAGUUUAUGUCUAGAUAGGGUCAGUCCACUUACAUCUGAUCUUUUUUGGUCCUAUUUCAAAGCGAGUCUUGAAACUCUUGAGUUCACGAUAUGAGUUAAUUGUAAGAUUCAUUGGUUGGUGGUUCAACAUUGCCAUAACAAUUUGAGAGAAAAGUUUAAGGGAAGUAUCUGGAUUUUCCCCCUUUGGCUUUAAUAGCAGCAUGUGCUAAACCUGUCCAAAGAGCAUCUCAUGUGCUUCAGGUACUGUAAAUAUGAUCAUUCUUAGUGAGAUGAUGGGCACAAUCUUAAACAUUUUAAUUUUAUUUGACAAUGCAUGUUUUUGCUUUAAAUUUGGCAAAAUCCUAAAACCAUAUUUGUAAUGUGGACUUAAAGGAAAACACCACCGUUUUUCAAUAUAUUACUAUGUUCUUACCUCAACUUAGAUAAAUUAUUACAUACCUAUCUUUUUUCAAUGCCUGCACUUUUAAUCUUUGUACAGUGCUUCUUAAAUGUGUUAACAUUUAGCCUAGCCCCAUUCAUUCCUAUGGCUCCAAACAAACAUUUUAUUUUGUGCCACCAUACUUACAUGUGUAACUACACAUGUAACAGUCUUUAAAUAAGGAAAACAUGGAAGUGUUUGG